GGGCGGGCGCGUCCACCUGCGCGCGCCGGGGCCCCGGGCGCAUGGAGCAGCGCUGAGGCGCCGCAGCCGACACCGCCUGGCGGGCGGGGGGGACCCCCGGCCCCGCGCCGCCGCCGCCUCCCGCACGGGCCCGGCGCUGAGUCUCCAUCGUCAUCAAAUACAACUCCUUUCAUUCUCCUCUUCCAUUCACCUACCCAAAGACCAAAUCUGGAAAUAGUAACCAAAAGAGAAGCCCACGUCAUACACAAAGCAGGGAAAGAUUGAAAUAAUUUAAGGGUUGGCCAGAUGCAGCGGGGCAUGGAGUGAACAGAAAGAGGUUAAAUUGAUGGAUGACCAACAAGAGCAGGAUUGUGCCUCAGAAGACCAAGAAACGAUCCUGAUUAAUGGGGUGAAAGAAAACGAGUUGCACGCCCUGGACGGCGAUGAGAGGCCUUGCACCGCCACCGACGCCGCGGUCACGUUCUCAGCCUUGACGACAGCUCAGAAGGAAAACCACGCGUGCCACCGGGCGCUGCCUCCCCUGACGUCCAAGAAGCCCUGCUUGCUGAGCCCCCCGUCACCGCUGCGGCUCACGGAUGUCCCCGAGCACGCCUCGGAUGACUCCUCUGCCCACGCCAUCUCCCUCACGUCCUGCGUGACGAAGGGCAUGAGCUCCUGGUCACUGCCGGGUGACUGCGAGAAGGCUCCUUUCACCAUGAUGGAGCCUGGAGGCAUGUCAGCGUUGACGGGUGACUGCUUGAUGCAGCCGAGCCGGACCUGUCUGGGCUGCUUUAUUGAAUCAAAGGACGGCAUUGAUGCAGAGCCGGGAAUAAGCUUGAAAGUGGGGGAUAUAAAUAGGGAUUAUGACACCUGUUCAGUCUCUGAUAUAGGGAUUCACUGCAUGAGCACAGGAGAAACCAUGAGAUAUGGGGAUCAACUGCUUUCAGACCAGCUUUUAAGCUUCCCUAUGCAUAAAUCGAGGGCAGCGGACAAAAGAGAUGCAGAAAAAUCUGACAGUGAUUCAGAGGACCCCACUCAGAAAAAUUAUUACGAGGGAUUACUAUUAGACAAAUGCAAUGGUGAGGAACCUUUACUAACAAAUCCCAACCAGGAAUGGGGCUAUUUUGAAUCUUUCAUUAGUGAAAGUAAAAUUGAGCUGCUUGACCUCUGCUCCAAAAAUGAGCUUUCUGUAAAUCUGUUUUCUGAGGAAGACGUGGAUAAUUACAUGUUCGAUGACGACGAUUCUACCUUGGGAAGCGAUGUCUGCUCCCUAAAGAUUAGAUAUGAAUCUUUCCAGGACAACGUGCGGGAGAAGACCACCACCCUACAGGAGGACGCCCAGUUCAACUUCUUCCCCAGCGUGUUUGGGAACUGCACCAAAAGGGACAGCAGGAGCACCCUGAAAAGGGGGCCCAGCGGUGCCACCGACCCUUCACAAUUCAAGUCUGAAGAAGGCAUCAUCUGGGGGGAGGAGGAGGAGGAUGGUGAGGAAGAGGAUGGCGAGGAGGAGGAGAAAGCUGCCUUAAAUAAAUCUUGCAACAGCACGGAGAUGGUGCAGUACGUGGGCUCCAAGAGGAGCCACUUCUUGGACUCGGUGAAUUCCACGGAAGACUCCGGGGAGUUCAGUGACGACAGUACUUGCACAGAGUCCUCCUACGACGUGCUGCGGGAUAUCAAGGACUGCAGCCGGUACCUGUCCCGGGACCACUCUGGCUCCUUCAUUCAGCAGAACUAUGGGCUGCGGGCUAAAAGGAAAGUGCGAUACAGCGAUGACUACCUGUACGAUGUGGACUCCAUCGAGAAUGAGAAGAUCCUGGAUAAGAAGGAGUGGCUCCCUGAUGGGCCCAAGGAAGAGGAUGAUGAUGAGUGGUGCCCCAAGAAACGGCGAAAAGUCUCUCGCAAGGAGCCCCCCGUUAUCAUCAAGUACAUCAUCAUUAACAGGUUUAAAGGGGAGAAGCAUAUGCUGGUGAAGCUCAGCAAAGUGGAUGCCAAUGAGACAACUGUUACCCUAAACGAGGAGCUGCUCAGCAAAUACAAGAAGCUGGCCCCACUGAAGGGCUUCUGGCAAGAGAGGCAGCAGAGCCGGCUGGAUUUGCUCAGAUCGUCUCUCUACCACAAGCAGAAUUUCUAUCUUAACGGCUCAGAUGCUUCAUUCCUCCCUCACCCACGGAAGCGAAAAUGCAAGCUAGCAAACAGGCACCGGAUUCAAAGAAUUAAAGCCAUCGAGCAGUCAGUGAACAAGCUGGGUUCUUGCUCCUCUGAUCACAAGCAGCCUUGCAGCAGUAAAGAGGACGCAGGCCUGAAAGGGCUGCCAACGUUGGCCAUCGCUACCCCCAGCUGUGCCAAUGGAUUGCACGUACAUGACAUCCCAGGCAUCACUGCCGUGAAAUGCAAAUCCCAGGAACGGGAGCACAAGGAGAGGAAAGUGCUCCGCAGAAUCAAAUUCAAAAGUGAAGCCAGGUUGAAGUGCAAGAAGAUCAAAGCUGCUACCAGCACGGCGGAGGGUUCCCCGGCGCUGGAAAACCAGGACUCUGCAGCGCGUCUGAAGGACGAAAACAUACCCUGUGCUUCAGACAGCUCACAUCUCCCGGAGUGCCACGAGGAUAAGGUUGCUAAAAAUUCUCCUUUCCUACCAUCCACCUCCUCUUCAGACAAGCCUCUGCCAUCUGCUAAUAUCACCACCAAUGUACCCCUGAUCCCCGGAGGGUAUCUGCAGACGUUGUUAGAUGCUUCUGAUUUGUCGAGCAACACCGGUAUCUCAUACUUCACCCAGCAUCCCUCCGAGCAGCAGCAGCAGCAGCACUCGCUCCCCAGCAUCGUCCCAGCGGAAAAGCCCUUCCCGGCUCUGCAGCCAGCGCAGAGCUGUGUGCUCUCCCCGCCCUCCGAGUCGGAGCUGCAGCAGUCUCCUGGCCACUUGGAGAUGGAGCAGAGCAGCUUCAGUAGCAUGUGGCCGGCCAGCAAAGCUGCUGGCAGCAACCACCAGGACUUCCCCGGAGACAUGCAGGAGGCGGCCGGGCUGCCGAGCGAGUUUGGCAGCGGCGGCAGCACCACGGGUGCCGACGGCCUCCCUGCCUCUGGAUACACUCAAGUCACUCUGAACAACGGCAAAUUGCUUUACCAAAAAAAUUACAUGCCGGAUAACCAACAAGUGCAGUCUGAUGAUUCCUAUCAGUCAUGUCAUUUUAAUAAUGGAGAGGGGCGCUUUCAUUUCCAGCGAGGUACACUAAGUACAGAUGAUGGCAGGCUCAUUAGUUUUGAUUCAGUGGGUUCAUUGUCAGUUAGUUCAAGCAAUUACAGUUCUUUAAGUUUAAAGUCUUGCGAGAAGGAUGGUGAGGAUGAUAUUAAUGAUGAUUUCCUGGCCCACUGCAGUCCCAAGCUAGUGAUCCAGCAAAGCAUAGAUGAAAUCAGCCCAUUGAAGGAGUCCACGGACCUUUUAGACAUCUCCAACUUCACGCCUGAUAGAUUCCGCCAGUCGUCGCUUUCGGAGAUGUCCCCUCCGGACACCCCCAACCUGUCCCCGCAGAUAGCUGGCUCCGACACCAAGCCUCUGGGCACCCUGAAGGGCUUUCAAGAGAACCCCCAGGCUGCCCUCAACAGCUCCGAGAAGGUCAAGUGGAACUGUGGGGUCCUGCAGAGCGAGGAUCAGGCAGAUAAUGGGUUUGCUUUAAAUAAUCACCAGUUCCAGUUCCAUAUGUUCAACGAUGAAGAUUCUGUCAGCCUUCUCGAAAAGAGUCCAUGCUUGUCAACAUUUAAUGAGCCAUCUGGUCAAAUUAGCACCAAUAGCAAAGUGUCAAAAUCGAAGAGGAAAAGUUCAUCCAGCAAGAAUGUGGGUACAAACCAAAGCUCUUCCCCGAAAGCCACCCGGAAAAAAUCGCCCAAAACCAACAAAGGAACUGAUAAACCGCCAGGGAAAAACUCCAGGCAAGCUCCCAAAUCCACCAGGAAAGGGAAGAAUGCGGUGGGAGUCAAUGCUGAGAAGGCUCCGGCUGUUGGCAGCAGGGUGGUCAACCAGCUGAGCAACAUGGCCACUGCCACCAAGGGCCUUGCCGAGAGCUCUCAGCACUGCAGCCCAGCCGGGGUGAAACUGGGCAAGCACAAUGGGCUGUCUGGAGAGUGGGCGCUGGGAAAAGAGGGGAGCACAGGCUGGUCAGAAGCCAGCUUGGGCAAUGCCACCAGCCUCCUGGACGACGAUCAGAGGGAGUUUGAAGAACCUUCCAACAUCCUGUCCAACAUCGCGUCGGGAAUGGCGGAUGUCCAGCGGUUUAUGAUGGCCUCCAUCGAGCCCUUGUGGGGGCCUGUUAGCCACAACAGUGUUCCAGACAUAUUCCGGUCACCGGAAUCCAACAGCCUGAAACUGAAAACUCUUAAGAUUUUGGCAGGGACAUCCCAAGAGUCAAAGAAGAAGGCGAAUGGUGGCUCACCACCCGCAGCCAAGAACCACAAGUCGACCAACAAGGGCUCAAGCAAAAACGGCAAAGCAGCAACCUGCGAUCCCGGUCGUCCCAACUGCUCAACCGGGUUCACCACGGACAUUCCCACUCCCUUUUUUGAUAAAAACUAUAGUAACCUGAGCACUUUAGGCAAUAACGGACCUACCCAUAAAAAACUCUACCGUCACAAAUCCAGUUCGAAAUCGCUGCGGGAUGAGAACUGUAAAAUCAAGCGAAUGGACCGCGAACAGCCCCACAAGGACCCACCCGUGACAGCUGCUUUUGAGAAACUGAGGGAAUCAGACUCCAUUCUUCUUAAAGCAGAAACAACACUUUUGGGUUUUCCUGUAUUUGAAGAAGAGACUCCCUUUUCUAGAAAGACGGUCGAUGUUUGUUUCCUUUUGGUUUCUUUUUGGGUUGGGUUUACUUUUUGUUUUCCCAUCGGUUCCUUUCUGAAAUCUGCCUUGUGGUACGUUGAAAUGUAAGUGCUGAAAUGAAGAGUUUGAAAUUGUGGGAAUUUUAUUCUUUGAAAGCAAAACCUAAUCUGGUAUUCUCUGUGAAAGACUGUUUUAAAAGUCAUACUGUUGUACAGUAGUUUAUGCACUAUUACCCACAACAACAAAACAAUUGUGCCAAACUAUGAACAAGUGACUGUAUUGUAUAUAUUUUUACUUCUCUAUCAACAUUGGGUUGUGAGUGUUUUCUGCAGCUAUGCCUUUUGGUUUUACUAGAAACAUUCCAGUUGUUAAGUACUAACCACCCCCCUUUGAAAGCACCUGUAACUCACGAGGAAAACGAUGUUGUUCACUUCUACAACUUACCAAAAGUUUUAUGGACAUGACUAAAAGUGUGCCAAAUUUACUUACCUCAUUUCAUGGAUUCACCCUGUGGUUUAAAGCUCAUAAAGGGAAAAAACAAAAAAACAAAAAAAAGAAAAAGGAAAAAAAAAAACAAAAAAAAAAAGGAAAAGAACGGGGGGGGAGGGGGAAGGAAAAAGGAACUUUGAAACCGAUGCUGGGAAAUGGUAACGUCCUCUCUUUGAAACCGUGAACAGAACAACUUCAUGGUGAAGUGUUGAGUUUCAGUAUAGGAGAGAGCUGAAAUGGUGGAGGAGUUCAGAAACCCACUGACACGGUAAGUUUGCCAGGAAUUCAAGUGUCCGCAUCUAGAGACUACAGAACAGCUAGCUGCUUUUCAAGUGUCUGUUUUCUUAAAGCAAAACCUGUAGCUGAAGAUCAUUUGAAAUGCAAAGUUACAUUGCUAAUUCUUUGUAUCUCAGUUUUAUAUAUUUUAUAAGAACCUGGGAUGAAUUCUAAAAGAGUUAUAAAAACAGAACUAAUACGUUUCGUA
Messenger RNA from Pezoporus occidentalis (night parrot), 5759 nucleotides. RefSeq names its product neurite extension and migration factor (gene NEXMIF). Gene Ontology annotation, biological process: negative regulation of cell adhesion mediated by integrin; negative regulation of cell-matrix adhesion; negative regulation of cell-cell adhesion mediated by cadherin. Gene Ontology annotation, cellular component: nucleus. NCBI's taxonomy places the organism in Eukaryota, Metazoa, Chordata, Aves, Psittaciformes, Psittacidae. The coding region runs from base 326 to 4894 and encodes 1522 amino acids. The transcript is spliced from 5 exons. The record is from RefSeq and is a predicted model, not a curated record.